This is a messenger RNA of Oikopleura dioica, 2013 nucleotides long. NCBI's taxonomy places the organism in Eukaryota, Metazoa, Chordata, Appendicularia, Copelata, Oikopleuridae. The record is from the annotation of a GenBank genome assembly.
AUGGAAUCAACAACAGAGAAUCCUCCGACCUCUAGCUGGCAGCCCACAACGUCCGAAGCAAUUCCACCAACCACGAUGUACUAUCGAAAACGACGAGACGGAUCAAAUGAUGGACUUGAAGUGCGUAAAAUGAAAGACGGUAGUCAGACUUGGGAUCCUACAGGAAAACCCGAGAAGGAUAUUCCUGAGAUAUUCUGGCAACAUGCUCGAUGGAUUCGUGAAGAAAUCUUUAUCUACUGUCCUACCAUGGCUUUUAAUCUGUUUGGACGAUUAGACAAGCUUCAAGAUAAAACUAUCACUCAAUACUGUAACAAAGUUGAUCCCGCAGAAGUUUUCUGCAGCCCAGACGAUGAUGGUGCUGGAGGAUACCCGACAAUGCCACCGAGUACUGAAGAACCAGCCACCGAAGAACCAACUACUACGGUCCCUGUCGAAACGACGGAGCCAUACGAUACUACUUCUACUAGCAACGUUUACUCCACUUACGUUGAUACUACUACACCCGAAAUCGUAACAGACAUCUGGACUACUACCAACAAUCCAUACUGCGAGUCUCGAAAGGACUGUUCCGAUAUGUUUCCUAGCCAGUGUCCAGAAAGAAACUCGUGCGCUUGUAAAAGUGGCUCUUGCGUGAAUCGAGAGACAACAACUGAAAUGUAUACUUCUCAUGAGUAUACAACACCUAAAGUGUCGACGACUUCUUCAACCACCACAAGUAAAACAACUACAACCACUACCACUACCACCACAACAACCACAACAACAACAACAACAACUACUACUUCUACUACUACAACCACUACUAUGCCGGACGGUUACUGCAUAAGUCACAAGGAUUGCCGAGACGCCGAUUCAGUAUGCUACAGUGCCAAAGACUGCGUCGAGAUCGCCCCAGAUACUUGUCCUUCACGAAGUUCUUGCCGCUGUUCGAAAGGAGAAUGUAAACCAAAACCAACAACGACAACAACCACUUAUAGCAGCACAACAACUUCAGAACCAACUACCCCAGAAUACACCGUUCCUUCUGGUUGUAAAAACCGGGGCAACUGCGUGAAACUGGAACCUGAAAUGUGCCCGACAAAAACUUCCUGCACUUGUGAUGAUGGAACUUGCGUGCCAAAGACAACUGUUGAUCCAUACGUUACAGCUGGUCCAACUGAUAUGUGCGAAAGCAAAAAAGAUUGCAUGGUUAUUGAUCCCAAUAACUGCCCGAAUAGAUCAUCCUGCGCUUGCAGAAAAGGCGAAUGUGUGCCAGUUGAGUCUACAACUACCACCGAGGCUCCGACAGGAGGAAACGGAGGCUACGGCGACUCUUGUAAGAAUAAGGGAGACUGCGUAAAGAUGUUCCCAGACAUGUGCCCAAAGAAGAGCGCGUGUAAGUGUGAGUCUGGCGAGUGCGUUCAAGUUGAGACUACUACCACCACUGGCUACAUGACUACUACAGCCCCAUCUAACACAUGCUCGAACCGAGGCGAUUGCGUCAAAAUGGAUCCGGACAUGUGCCCAGAGCGAACUAGCUGCUCUUGCACCGAUGGAGAGUGUGUUCCCAAGGAAGUCGUUAACGAAUGCUCCAAUAAGGGCGAUUGCGUCACUAAUAAUCCAUCAAUGUGCCCAACUAAAGCUGAUUGUCUCUGUAAAUCUGGCACAUGUGUAGCAGUUGAAGGAGGUGAUGGAGAUAGUGGAUACGGCGGAGAGACCCCAGUUGAUUCGGAGUACUGCACUUCCAGAAAAUCAUGCACAGAGCUUUACCCAGAUAUGUGCCCAGUAAACAGCUGCAACUGCAAAGCAGGAAUUUGCGAGCCACAAGAGCUCUGCACAUCGAGAAAACACUGCGAAGAAAUGUUUCCUUCGAAAUGCGCGGAACGAGGUUGUCGAUGCGUACGAUCAACUGGCGAGUGCGAAAAACUCGAUGGCGAGGGAGGCGGUGAAGGUGGCGGCGAAGAGGGAGGCUCUGGUGAUGGCGGCGACGGCGAAAACGGUGGAGCAACUACAAUGAGUCCAUACUCGUCCUAG